CUAACCAGCAUAUACGUUUUUUCAACAGGGAACAUGUUUGGGCAUGCUUAAAUAUGUAUUAUAUUUUAUACAUACAUUCCCAUUCAAAAGUUUGGGGUGAGAUUUUUGUUUUGUUUUUAAAGAAAUUCGUUUUAUUCAGCAAGGAUACAUCAAAUUGAUCAAAUGUGAGUUGUUACAAAAGAUUUAUAUUGCAAAAAAUAUACAUUUAUAUUUUGUUCUUUUGAACUUUCAUAUUCAUCAAAGAUCCCUGAAAAAAAAUGUAUCACGGUUUCCACAACAAUAUCUUUCUUUGAAAUAAAUGCUGUUUGGUCUCAGAAUACCUUUUGGGACCACUUGUUGAAGGACUUUCAGGUUCAGUUCUCACAAAAGACAGCUAUAAACCACAGACAACCACAUACACUCCUCUAAACACACGCUCUGAGCUUGUCUGUCUCUUAAUCCUGUCACACAUUCCUAAGUUAGUACUUUUCCAGCUGUGGCUCCCUGCUGUACCAUGUCUGUCCAGUAGGUGAUUUACAGUGUUGUAUGCUGUUCAAACAGACGUUCACCAGCACUCUCAGUCUUUCUGGUUCCUUGUAAGAGUGUGGAUAUGAAAAUGGCAGUGCUUUGCUGUACUUCCAUGCAGCUCUUGCUGGUGGCACUCGCCGCUCUGGCUGGGAUUUGUCUGGGAGGGUCCGACGGGCCCCGAGGGGUGGCUCUUCCUUUUGUCUUUGACCCAAAAGCAACGUGCGACCCACCUUGCAGACAUGCUGGGAUUUGCAUCCGAAACAACACCUGCUUCUGCUCAAGAGGAUACGAGGGAGAAACCUGCCAAUAUGCAAACUGUUAUCCAAAGUGUAAAAAUGGAGGAGUGUGCCUUCGACCUGGAAAAUGCAGAUGCCCUUCAGGAUUUGGAGGAAAAUACUGUCACAAAGUGGUGUGUGACAGUGGCUGUUGGAACGGUGGUGAAUGUAUUGCUGUGAACGGAGAAGCAAAAUGCAUCUGUCCAUCCAGCUGGACUGGCUCCAGAUGCCAAGAUGCGAUCUGUCCACAGGGAUGCUGGAAUGGGGGCAGCUGUGUGGCUCCUGGAAUUUGCAGCUGUCCAGAUGGAUGGAUAGGCGGAGCCUGCCACACAGCUGUGUGUAAAAAGCGGUGUAUGAAUGGGGGGAAGUGUGUGUCUCCUGACACCUGUCGCUGUCGAGCUCCGUUCUCAGGCCCGCAGUGCGAAGAGAGGAAGAAGCUCUUCUGAUGUCAGAACAGUGUGUGACCUCUGACCUCAUUGGUCCCUCAAAUUGGUGCUAAAGUUACUUGUUUGUUUGUUGAACCUAAACUGAACAUGUGUGAAGUGUGAUGUUUUCUCUACAUUAACAUUGUACAUUAAUGACAUUAUGACUUUUGUAUUAUGAAGUAGUGUGUUUAAGAUAACUGUUGAAUUUCCUUUAGCGUACACUACAACUAAUUAAAUAAAGUUAAAAUCAAAAUUG
Molecule: messenger RNA, 1463 nt
Organism: Ctenopharyngodon idella (grass carp)
Lineage: Eukaryota; Metazoa; Chordata; Actinopteri; Cypriniformes; Xenocyprididae
Gene: seraf
Product: Schwann cell-specific EGF-like repeat autocrine factor
Exons: 5
Coding region: 590-1228 (212 amino acids)
Biological process (GO): anatomical structure development
Cellular component (GO): extracellular region; cell surface
Molecular function (GO): signaling receptor binding
Source: RefSeq, a predicted model, not a curated record